AUGGACAAUCAUACCACAGUGACUUAUUUUGUCCUUUUUGGAUUUUCAUCCAGUCUACCAGUCCAAUUUUUUCUCAUCCUGAUAUUUUUAUUCAUGUAUAUUGCAACCAUUGUAGGAAAUUUGGCAAUUAUAGCUGUAAUACGGUACAACAAUCAUCUCCAGAGCCCCAUGUACUUUUUCCUGAAACAUCUGUCUUUUAUUGAUAUCUGUUUUUCUUCAGUUACCUUACCUAAGCUUCUAGAGAAUCUCUGCUCAAGCCAGAUGAUAUCAUAUGGUGGUUGCCUUGCCCAGAUGUUCUUUAUCUUUAUCACAGCAUCCAGUGAAAUUUUCAUCCUUGCAGCAAUGGCUUAUGACCGAUAUGCUGCCAUAUGCAAGCCUCUUCAUUAUGUACAAAUCAUGAACAAAUCAUGCUGUAGAUGGCUAGUAGGAGGUGCAUGGGCCUUUGGCUUCACACAUGCAUUCAUUAAUACAUUACCUGUGUUGAAGUUAGUGUUCUGUGGUCCAAAUAUUAUCAAUCAUUUCAGCUGUGAAUUCCCAUCUUUGCUUGCUUUAUCCUGCACAAAAACUACCCCAAACUCUAUUUUGUUCUUAAUUUCUGGUACUACAGUAGCAAGUUUUACAUUGUCUGCUAUUUUUUUCUCGUACAUCCACAUACUAUCUACUGUCCUGAAGAUGCGAUCAGUAGAAGCUAAAAAGAAAACCUUCUCCACUUGCAGUGCCCACCUUAUUGUUGUAGUUCUAUACUAUGGCACUGGAUGCUUUAGAUAUAUGAGACCCAACUCUGUUUCCUCAGUGAUCAUGGAUAAACUUUUUUCCAUCCAAUACAGCAUUUCAACUCCCAUGCUGAAUCCCAUUAUUUACAGCUUGAAAACCAAGGAAAUCAAAGAAGAUUUAAAGAAAUUAAUGGGGUACAAAUGA
Molecule: messenger RNA, 918 nt
Organism: Heteronotia binoei (common prickly gecko)
Lineage: Eukaryota; Metazoa; Chordata; Lepidosauria; Squamata; Gekkonidae
Product: olfactory receptor 8S1-like
Exons: 1
Coding region: 1-918 (305 amino acids)
Biological process (GO): G protein-coupled receptor signaling pathway
Cellular component (GO): membrane
Molecular function (GO): G protein-coupled receptor activity; olfactory receptor activity
Source: RefSeq, a predicted model, not a curated record